This is a messenger RNA of Stylophora pistillata, 2198 nucleotides long. RefSeq lists its product as uncharacterized. Lineage: Eukaryota; Metazoa; Cnidaria; Anthozoa; Scleractinia; Pocilloporidae. Gene Ontology annotation, molecular function: protein binding. The record is from RefSeq and is a predicted model, not a curated record. Gene Ontology annotation, biological process: positive regulation of protein catabolic process; intracellular signal transduction; protein ubiquitination.
GGACUCUCGCUCCCUUAAACAUACCUUUACCGGCCUCUUCCCGCGGUCACCGAUCGCCGAUCACCGAGUACGAUAUCCAUAGGAAGUCACAUGGGCAAAACAAGUCUCAAAACAUGGACAAAAGUGAAGCUUUUAAGCAAAUAAUCCGAGAAAACAGGUAUCCACCAGAAUAUAUCAAGAAUUUGUUGGCAUGUCUUGAAGUCUCCAUAAACUACGGAAGUGGGCUUAAUCAGCAAACAGCUCUUCAUAUUGCGGCUAGACAAGGAGAUGUGGACAUGAUGAAGAUGCUGAUUUCUCAGGGGGCCUAUGUAAAUCAAGGAACAGUUGACCUCAUGACCCCUCUGCAUGAGGCCUGUCUGAAUGGUCAUACAGAGGCUGUCAAUUUACUAAUUGCUGAAGGAGCUGAUACAGAUGCACGAAAUAUAGAUGGAAGUACUCCAUUGUGUUUUGCUUGUGCCAAGGGCUCAGUUAUGUGCACUCGUCUUUUGAUAGAAUGUGGGGCUGAAGUUAACCCAUCACUGACUGUGACAUUUCCACCCCUUCACGAAGCAGCUUUAAAUGGACACAUCCCAUGCUUGGAAAUAUUGAUUGAAAAGGGUGCAGACCUGGAGAAAAAUGAAAACCAGUUUGGUACAGCUCUGCAUGUUGCCUGUCUGCGGGGUCAUGUUGAAUGCGUGAUAGUUUUACUUCAGGCUGGGGCAAACCCAAAUUCCAUCAAAAGGCAUCAAGCCCCCUUGCACACCACUGCAAUGAAUGGAGACGAGGUCUGUACAGCUCUCCUCCUUGAGUAUGGAGCUAAUGUUUAUCUGAGAGACCAGCAGAGUAAGAAACCUGUUGACUUAACUACUAAUGCAGUCUGCAAAGAGAUGCUUCUUGAAGCUGAAACUCCGCCCGAACUUCUUGAAAGCUGCCGUCGUCUCAUCAGGCAACAGCUGUCAUGCCAUCCUAGAGACAAGAUUCCAGUUCUACCCCUCCCUCAAAACCUCAAGGAUUACCUAAACCACUAUAACUAUUGCACGGAGCACUACUAAGUACAGCAGUGAUGUCUUAUUCACCUUGCAAAAUGUGUCUUUUAACUUGAAAAGGCAUUUUUUGAUAGCUCAUCCUCUAAUUUUUGGAAGGUGUUAUAAGGAUCAGUGAAAGGGUCACCUAAACCACCAUAACUACUGCAAAAUGGACCACUGUAUACAGCAGUGAUGUCUUAGUUUAUCGUGAGCAAUGCCACUUUUAAGUUGUAAAGGGGAUUUUUUGAUAGAUUGUUUUCUAAUUUUUAGAAGGCAAGGAUCAGUGAAAGAGGGCAUGUACUAAAACCAGGAACACCGGAACAUCCCGGAACAUCACAGAACCCCAGAACAGCCGAAACACCUCUGAACACUGAAUUUGACGGUGUUGUUUUAUUUUCCCAUUACAGAUCGUGUAAAAAAUAAAAUGUAAAUGUAAUUUGUUUACCCUCGUAUAACGAAAGAGCCUAGAGCUUGUUAUAAAGUGUAUGUGUAUGACAUCAAAAUUGAAUUUAGAAGUGUUGGUUUUUGUGGAGGGAGGAAAACCGGAGAACCUAGAGAAAAACAAACAACAAACUCUACCUUCAAAUGAUGGUGGGUCCGGGAAGCGAACCCGGGUCACAUUGGGUGGAGGCGAGUGCCAUUUCACCACUGCAGCGCCCCCUAUGUGAUCAUAGUCUUGAGAAAUUUUCAGAUAGUCGUGUGAAUACAAAUAGAUUUUUUUUUCCAGAGAAUAUCACGCGGUCUGUAAUGGGUAAACAAAGACCAAAUGAAAAAGGUCGAUAACUUGUAACCAGCCAGUAUGUAACUAUUAGUAUCAAACUAUGCAUUGCGGUUCUACCUUUGUACUGAGCAACAGCUGACCAGGAAUCCUGUCAACUCCCAAAGUGCGAGGCGAACAUCGACAACAUGGCUGAACUGAGUUCUUCCGGUAAGUACAAUAGGGGCUUGUAAUUGGAAAAAGUUAAUUAUCUCUUUAAAAGCUAGAACAUCAACAACAACAACAAAAACAACUUUCAUUUAUACCACAAAGAAAUAAGAUAAACAUUAAGAAACUAUAUAUUUAGCGCCUGCUUCUAAACUCUUUCGUGUCACGUGGGUAAACAAAUUACAUCUACAUUAAAUUUUUUUACACCGUCAAAUUCGGUGUUCCGUGGUUUUCCGGUGUUCCGUGGUGUCCCGGUGUUCUGGUGUUCU